AUGGAACUUAUUUGUCAUCAUUGCGUAGCAAAACAUUUUAAAGCUGAAGACAUAUCAAAUAAGAAAACUUCAUUUAGUAGUUGUUGUAGUCAUGGUGAAAUUAUGAUUGAUCCAAUGCCAGAACCACCAUUAUUAUUGAAAAGUUUGUUUGAUGGGUCCCAUAUACUAUCAAAACAUUAUCAUGAUAACAUUCGAUAUUAUAAUAAUACAUUUGCUUUUGCUUCUUUUAAUGCAAAUUUAGUUAAUUAUAAUAAUAAACCAGGUCCAUAUUGUUUUAAGAUACAAGGACAAAUUUACUAUCAAAUAAAUACGUCAUUGUAUCCGUCUGCUGAAGAGUCACCAUCUUUCGGUCAAUUUUUUAUAAUUGAUCAAAAUGAAUCUAUUAAUAUACGAUGUAGUAUGUUUUCAAAUUUAAAUAGAGAAAUAACAGAUGCGAUCGAAACAGUUCUUCGGCAACAUAAUGUAUUUGCACAAUCUUAUCAAAUGAUGCAUGAAGAAUUAAGACAGGCAAUGAUUGAUAAAGAUGUUGACACAGAACCAGAGAUGCAGUUAUUAUUUUCAUUAGAACCUGGUUUAGAUAUUGGACGAUAUAAUCCACAAAGAGUGAAUGAAGUUGCAGCCGUCUUUACAACAACCGCUGAUGGUGAUAUCCCAGAGUCUUAUGUAACAAUUCAUAAUAAACGAACCAAAACUCUACAAUACUUGAGUUCAAUGGAUCCAAAUGUUGAAGCUUUAGUUUAUCCACUUUAUUAUCCGUAUGGUACCAAUAGUUGGAGCUCAACAUUAACAAAAGUGAACAAACAAAAAAGAAUAUCAAGAGCUGUUUACAUUAAACACAGAAUAGCAAUAAGAGAUACUGAUAAUAUUUUCUUAAUGGGUGGACGAUUAUUUCAACAGUGGUUAGUCGACAAUUAUCAAAGAGCUGAAACAGAAAACUGUCAAGUUGGAAAAAUAGUUGUUUUGCCUUCAUCGUUUACUGGAUCGCCACGUAAUAUGUUACAACACUAUCAGGAUGCAAUGGCAAUAGUAAGGAAAUUUGGCAAACCAGAUUUAUUCAUUACUAUGACAUGUAAUCUUAAUUGGCGUGAAAUCAAGGAAAAUAUAUUGCAUGGUCAAACAGCAUCAGAUAGACCUGAUAUUGUUUUACGAAUUACAACAACUGUCUCUGUCGAUAAAUUCAUUGUUGCUGAAAUCCCAAAUUCAUCUGAUGAUCAAAUACUUUAUAAAAUAGUCAUGAAGAAUAUGAUCCACGGACCAUGUGGUGAUUGGUGUAAAAAUGAAGAUGGUAUAUGUACAAAACAUUUUCCAAAAAAAUUUCAAAAUGAAACACUGAUAGAUGAAAAUGGAUAUCCCACAUAUAAACGUAGAAAUACUGGAGUAUAUAAACGAAUAAACGAAGAAGCUGUUGAUAAUCGAUAUGUUAGUGCAGUUGAAGCAUGUGACCGAAUAUUAGGAAGAUCUCUACAAAAAAAAAGUCAUUCAAUUAUUCGGUUACCAAUUCAUUUGCCUAAUCAACAAAAUGUCAUUAUAAAUAAUGAUGAUGCGGAUACAUUAAGAGCCGCAUUACAAAAAAAUACUAUGCUCUUAGAAUAUUUUGAUUUAAAUCAACGUGAUGAAAAUGCCAAAGAAUAUCUACAUGCGGAUAUUCCAUCACAUUAUGUUUUUAAAAAUUUAUCUGGUACUAAAUCAUGGGAAAUUCGAAAACAGCAACACAAUGUUAUAGGAAGAAUGUACGCUGUAAGUCCUCAUCAAAUGGAAUUAUUCAAUCUUCGAUUACUAUUAUUGACAGUUAAAGGAGCGACAAGUUAUGAAAAUAUACGGACGAUCAAUGGAAAAAUCUAUGAUACUUAUCAUGCAGCAUGUUUAUCACUAGGGCUCAUUGAAGACGAUACAGAAUGGGAACGUGCCAUGACAGAAGGAGAAAUAUGGAUGAUGCCUCGACAGUUAAGACAAUUAUUUGUGAGUAUUUUGAUUCACUGUCAACCAAAUGACCCAGGAAAAUUAUGGAAAAAAUUCAAAGAUGCAUUAUCACAAGAUUAUUAUAAAAGUUCAACAUCAGAAAGCAUAAAAAAAAGCAUAUCAUGA
Aphidius gifuensis is the source of this 2085-nucleotide messenger RNA. RefSeq lists its product as uncharacterized. NCBI's taxonomy places the organism in Eukaryota, Metazoa, Arthropoda, Insecta, Hymenoptera, Braconidae. The coding region runs from base 1 to 2085 and encodes 694 amino acids. The record is from RefSeq and is a predicted model, not a curated record. The transcript is spliced from 4 exons.